Molecule: messenger RNA, 4096 nt
Organism: Exaiptasia diaphana
Lineage: Eukaryota; Metazoa; Cnidaria; Anthozoa; Actiniaria; Aiptasiidae
Exons: 19
Coding region: 16-4002 (1328 amino acids)
Biological process (GO): protein folding; response to endoplasmic reticulum stress
Cellular component (GO): endoplasmic reticulum
Molecular function (GO): protein disulfide isomerase activity
Source: RefSeq, a predicted model, not a curated record
CUCGUGGAACAAGUCAUGGCUCAUUCUACUAUUCUAUUGCUUUUGCUUUCUGUUUUUUCGUCCAGUUUUGGAAGUUAUGUCUUCGAUUUGGACGCCAAUACGUUUGAGGAUUACGUUCGAGAGAAAGAUGUGAUGCUUGUCGACUUCUAUGCACCAUGGUGUGGUCACUGCCAAAGCCUUGCUCCAAAGCUCGAGGAUGCUGCAUCCCAAUUGGCUGCGAGACAUGAGUAUGUCUUUGCCAAGGUCGAUUGCACUCAACCCGUCAAUCAAGAGCUGUGCAAGAAGUUUAACGUCCAAGGCUAUCCGUCUCUUAAACUAUUUAAAUUUGGAACUUUCACUGGAGAUUAUAUUGGCCAGAGAGAGAGCAGUGAUAUCAUGAAUUACAUGGAAUCAGUUGCUGAAACUACUAAACAACAAUCACCUCUAACCGCCAUAAACAACCCUGCAUUUGUCAAUCCUCAACCAUUUCAACCUCAGCCUCAACCUCAGCCCUAUGCACCACCCCCACCCCCYAACAUGGCACAAUAUUUCCAACGUCCAGGAUCUCCAAACCCUUCAUUUUUAAAUGCAUACUACAGUCAUCCUAAAAAYCCCGCCAAUGCGCCUUUAGCCGACCAGCAGCCUUCUAUCUCAGUUCAUGCUCCAAGUCAAGCAUUACAUUUAGGAGCUAGYCCUGACUCUUUGGCAGGGAAAUUUGGCGGAAACAUGUUAGCUUUGGAAAUCUUACGAUCUAAACUCAAGAUGAUUGCGGCCUACAAAAACUGGCAGAAAAGAUUAAAAGAGUACAAAGACAAGAUGGCUGAGGCGGCAAGAAUGAACCCAUAYAAUCGUGCCAAAGUGGGAACAGUCAAACAUACAAUUCGUAAACCWUCAGACCACGCGCACCCUGUCAAGCCCAAGGCAUUUUUUAAGCGACCAAGAAAAUAUCAAACAAAGAAGUAUCCCCGUACAUUUCCCUACAAUCCUMGAUACCAGAGGCGGCCAUUUAGUCCAGUGACAGGACGCUCGUCCAUCUACAAUCGYCUCUGGCAACAAAAAGCAGCUGCUGCUWMCCGUGAAUACCGACAGAAGGUGGCCGAGUAUCAAAGAAAACGMCUUUCYGAUUACAAGCGAUACUAUAUACCUUAUGCAAGACAACAACUAUAUCAGGCUUUUCCACGUAGCAAUAUCGCGCGGCCUUUAGCAGUCGCKCAGCCACAGACUGCAGCUUACCAACCACAACCUCAGCCACAGCCUCAACCUCCUCAGCCCCGACCAGUAKCUCCCCAGCCCCGACCUGUAGCUCRGCCCCGACCAGUAGCUCCACAACCCCAAGCAGUAGCUCCUCAAUCCCAAGUUCAAGACGCUCAACCACAGUCURCCUAUACUGGUAUUCAGCCUCARGCACAAUCCCCUGUUGUACAACCACAAGUUCCAGCARCUCAACCUCAACCUCAGGUYCCUGAACCUCARCCCCAAGUACAGGUGGCCGAUCAACCUCAAUCCAAUGCACCUGUUGUAAAAAAUCAGCCCAAAGCAUCCGCGGAUCCACUGCAGGCCCAGGUUACCGCCGACAAAGCCAUGAAAAAGAAAGUAGAACAGUCAAAUKCUGACCAAUCGAUCAGUGACUUAAAACAUGACAUMGAGAACGCCAUUCAAGACGCUCUYAACAACAAAGCUGACAGCAGUGAAACCAAGCCUGCUGUCAAGUCCGAGCAAAAGAACCAAAAAACUGUGGUUGACACGAACGGAAGUGGGUCUGGUAGUGGACUGAGUAACGUCAGUAUCACUGGAGCACAUUUCGCUGACGCAAGUGGAUCUGGUUCCGGUUCCGGUGAACCUUCUACAAAGAACGACAAAGUUGGUGGUGAAUCUUAUUUUCUGGAGCAAAAAAUGAUUUCGUUUGUAGGCCUUAUUUUAGCGUGCUUUGUAGCGUCUUCGUACGCUAAGAAUGAAAUUUUCACUCUUACAGAUGAGAAUUUUGAUCAAUUUCUCCGAGAUAAGGCUGUGAUGUUGGUCGACUUCUACGCUCCAUGGUGUAGUGAUUGUAAAAAUCUCAAACCACAUUUCGAGAAAGCUGCGCGAGACUUCGGGAAACGACACAAGUAUGUCUUCGCAAAGGUUGAUUGUUUCGGUGCUGGUAGAUUCACCUGUGCGAACAGGUUUGGAAUCCAUCAAUGGCCUACUUUAAAGAUGUUUAAAUAUGGUCAAUAUCAGGGAGACUACACUGGACCAUAUGAUGAAGGGUACAUCGAAGGUUAUGUGAAAAACGCACUUGAUGACGAGCCCGAGCAGCAACAGUACGACUCCCACGCUCCUAACGGCCUUCCACUUAGUGGACAACAGUAUUCUAACGGAUGUUCGCAAUAUGGAUGGGGCUACAACUCGAUUUCACCUCARGCCUGCAGACCACGACAGCUCAAAGACCGCACUUUCCACGUGCUCGAAAACAGCCAAUCAYGUACCGCCACUACUGAAUCGGUUCUGUUCAACGUGGAAGACUGUCACAAAGUUCUUCUUCUUCUCCUUGUGUGUAGAAAAAUUGUAAAAAUGAUUCCACAAAUAGGCUUAAUCUUAGCUCUUUUAGGCUCUGCGUUUGCAUCUGAUGUUAUAGAAUUGAAAGAUGAGGAUUUUGAAGCUAGUGUUAAGGGUAAAGACAUAAUGUUGGUGGAAUUUUUUGCUCCUUGGUGUGGMCAUUGUAAACGACUUGCUCCGGAAUAUGAGACUGCAGCAACUUCACUUUUAAAGAACGAUCCUCCAGUUCUCUUAGCAAAGGUUGAUUGUACAGAAUCUGGUAAAGAUUCUUGCAGUAAGCAUGGAGUCAGUGGAUAUCCAACUCUUAAAAUAUUCAGAAAUGGAAAGUUUUCCAAAGAUUAUGAUGGGCCCAGAGAUUCGUCUGGUAUUGUAUCAUACAUGCAAAAACAGGCUGGUCCAAGCUCAACAGAAAUUAAAGACAUGGAUCACAUGACAAGAAAGGUUAUAAAUGCUGAAACAGCAGUGACAGUUGGCUUUUUCUCUGGUGAAGAUGAUGACCUCAAAAAAGCAUUUUUGMGGGCUGCAGACAAUYUGCGAGAGAAAUACACUUUUGCUCAUACAUCAAAUCCUGAAUUGUUGGAAGAGUUUAAACACAAAGAUGAGAUUGUCUUAAUCAGACCUGGCCAUCUUCAGUCCAAGUUUGAAGACCCUAAGGUGGUCUAUACUGGUUCCGCUGAUGAAUUCUACAUUGAAAAGUUCUUGAAGGCYAAAGUCCAUGGUCUCGCUGGUCACAUGACCCAGGAUAAUCAAGACCAAUUUAAUAAACCCCUAUGUGUUGUAUAUUAUAAUGUUGAUUAUAAGUUAAACCGCAAAGGUACCAACUAUUGGCGCAACAGAGUGCUCAAGGUGUCCAAAACUUUUGGUGGCAAAGUUAUGAAUUAUGCCAUUGCUAAGAGCUCAGAUUUUGGCAGAUUGAUGAGUGAUCUUGGUGUAAAGUUAGAUGAAGACAAAGAUGCUGUCACACCUGUUAUUACCAACGAGGCUGGUGAUAGAUUUGUGAUGAGAGAGAAAUUCAGUGUGGACACAUUUAAGAAAUUCCUGCAAGAWUACUUUGACGGAAAACUAACACCAUAUGUUAAGUCUGAACCCRUACCAGAAUCAAAUGACGGGCCUGUGAAGGUUGUUGUUGGCGAGAAUUUUAAAGAGAUAGUUCAAGAUCCAACUAAAGAUGUUCUCAUUGAAUUUUAUGCWCCUUGGUGUGGUCAUUGUAAAUCACUUGAGCCAAAAUACACCGAAUUGGGUGAAAAACUUAAAGAUGUUGAAGAUAUUGUCAUUGCCAAGAUGGACGCUACUGCCAACGAUGCACCUCCAGCAUUCAAAGUUGAAGGGUUCCCAACCAUUUACUGGGCCCCAAAGAACAACAAAGACAAUCCAGAAAAAUAUCAAGGCGGACGAGAAGUAUCAGAUUUCAUUACAUUCCUCAAGAGUAAAGCAACAACUCCAUUUAAUUUGGACGAAAAGAAAAAGAAGAAGAAGGAAGAACUUUAGACAUUUGCACGUAAAUUUUAGGAUGGUUACCAAUACUGUAACUUAAUGCAUUCUGUAGGCUCGUUUUGUGGAAUAAAUUUUUUCUAACAAUUGA